Molecule: messenger RNA, 1799 nt
Organism: Brassica rapa (field mustard)
Lineage: Eukaryota; Viridiplantae; Streptophyta; Magnoliopsida; Brassicales; Brassicaceae
Source: RefSeq, a predicted model, not a curated record
AUAUGUUAUCUAGCUAAUUGUAGAAAACAAAAUUUGCAUAUAUUCUCUUUCGUGUUUCUUAAUCAAUAGAUUUGAAAAGAAAAAUUUGGAUGAUAUAGUUUAUUUGAUUAAAGUUUUGAUAAGUACGUAUAUUUUUAAAUAGUAAUGAUCUAUAUUAAAUUGGUAUGUUAUCUAACUAAUUUUAGAAAACAAAAUCUACAUCGUUUGACUUUCGCAUUUCUAAAUCAAUAAAAAUUUGGAUGAUAUAGUUUAUUUGAUAAAUGUUUUGAUAAGUACGUAUAUUUUUAAAUAGUAAUGAUUUAUAUUAAAUUGGUAUGUUAUCUAGCUAAUUUUGAAAAAAAAAAUUACAUUGAUUCGCUUUCACAUUUAUAAAUCAUUAGAUUUUUAAAAAAUAGUAGUGUAUUCAAAACAAAGUUCUACGGACAUAUUAUUUCUAAUAAAAAUAUUCUAAAUGAAAGUUAACUAAAUAUUUUCACAUAUAUUAAAAAAUUAAGACAUUUUUCUAUUGCUAUUUCACUUGCUGGGUUUAACCCUAAAAAAGGAAACAAGAGAAGAUUUUUGGAAAGCCAAAGAAUAUAUUUGGUUCAUGAGAAGACUCUUCAUAAAGAAAAUGAGGAUAUAUAUUCACCAUUUCACUAUAAAUUCUUAUAUUUUCAUCUCUUAUACCACCCAAAGUGAACUCAUAUCCGCUUGUUGUCUAAAAAAAAAAAGCAAUCAAUGGAUUCUUCAUCCACAUUAGCCAUCACGAGAGAAGAGCUCAAUGCUUUUCACUUGUAUGACAGAGCACUUUUCUCUCGUCUUGUCAUAACUCUAAGACGUAACAUUCGCCAGUCUUAUCAAGUUAUGAGCUUUCUCCUCUAUCUCGAGACGAUUGCUCCGUUCCUGAGCACCUUGAUACCGAAUUUUGCCUCUUUACCGGACGCUGUCGUCAACAUGGUAGCUGACGAAGUCGUGACGUGCUUGAGGUGCUUGUCCUUCGAUGAUUUUCCAGCAUUCGUGACCCACUUGAGGAGAAGCAUCCUCUCCCUAGAGAUACCUUAUCUCACGGGUGUCACAAGAGGGUACUUAACUCUCAUAUUCGUCCACAACAACCGUGAAAACAUUCUCUUUGAGAUGAAGAAGCAUCUGACGCGUGUAUGCGUCCGAGCUUUUGAGGAUAUAUGCGUGCGUGCUGAGAUGUACAACAGGGAGAUUGAAGAGAGGGGAAAUGCGAUGUGGGAGAUGAGCCAGCUGGGAUUUAGAAGUGCUGUUCAAAAUGGUGGAUCAAGUACUAGCCGGUUCUCAAGGGGUCGUGCAAAUAGGACUAUCUUCCUCACAUUUUCUAGAGGAUACCCAAUUUCCAAAGCAGAAGUGUAUGCCUACUUCACCAGGAGAUUUGGGGGAAUUGUAGAAGCCAUACGCAUGGGUGGAGCGGAAGUGAAUGAACAAACGCUGUAUGCAACGAUGGAGUUAAGUUCUGCCUCCAGAGUUCCAGAUAUUCUAAUCGAAGGUGUCUACAUGACCAAAUACAUCAUCAAUGGAAAACAUGCUUGGGCUCGAAAAUUCAUUCCCAGUCGCAAAUCCUCCUCCAAACAUCGUUCUCGCCAUUCAUAUGGAAACUUUUUCUAGUUUCAUAUGUUUUUCUUGUUUUUUCUAUCUUUGUUGUGAAGGGCAUCAUGUGCUCAUUUCAACAAAUUUGAGACCUAUUUUUAUUAUUGAGGGGUUGGGGGACUUUUAUUGGUGAUUGACAUUUGGUUUUAUCUUUGAAUUAUUUUGCAUGGACUCCAGUUUAUUGGUGAUUGACAUUUGGUUUUAUCUUG